CCACUUAGCAAGCAACAAUCAUCGCGAUAUAUGAAACGAAUAACUCUAUAAGCUGCAGAGGCCGGCGGACUCUCUCUUGAUAUUUGGAUGGUAAACAGCUUUAUCAAUGGCGACUCCCGACCUCGACUCUGGGAAACCGGGACGAGACCGACUGUCGGCCAAAUCCACCACAGACCCAGUUCUCCGCAAUACGCUACGAUAUACGAUAUCCGCAAAGGAGUACCAGGUUCUACAUAAAUAUAUCAUAUCGCGAUCGAAAGUCCUGAAGCGGAAUACGCCUACGGUGUCUCAAGUCGAGAAGCUCGUGGAUAGACCUGGACGCGAUGAUCACAAUGCCGCCGCAGUCCGCGCGAGUUUACGCGUUUUCCUGGCAACAGGAGCUGCGCUGAAGGCAUGGGCUGUUAUAAAGGAGACCCUGUUUAAGGGCAAAGCAGACACCGCGAAGACUACCCUCUGGCGCUCGCCAACCUUACGACUUUCCCUAUCUCUAUCAUCCAUCCUUCUCCUACAUCGCCUGCUAUUCCGCUUCUUCACACGCCUACGAGCGCACCUCCUCACUCCCGAUGCACAGCCCUUCCGGCGGCGGAAUCCGCGAACUUCGCAAACCCUUACAUCCCGAUUUGCACCUGCUGUCGGAGCUAGUUUGGCAGGCUUCAUGUUAGGGGUAUACCCUGGCGAGCAACUACGAUUAUCUCUAGCAAUAUACGUGCUUAGCCAAGCCGCGGAAGCCGCAUAUAAUCUUGCAGAAGAGCAAGGCUGGAUUUGGGGAAAGAAAGGGAGAUGGGAGAGGCCGUGGUGGUUUGGCAGCUGGAUGCUUAUGCCGCUUGUAUCCGGACAGCUGCUGCACGCCUUUGUUUUCGAUAGGGAUUGUUUCCCAGAGGCACUAAACGGCUUUAUGAUGAGGUUCUCGCCACCGUACAUACAAGCGAGACCUGUGGAUUACCCAUCUAACCUUCCUUGGCCAGCACCAGGGGAGGUUGUCGAUAGUCUCGCUGAAAUGGGACGACUCCGUUUCCCGCCGUUCAUUUCUCCUAUUUUAUUCCCUAAUAAGAAGACGUUGCCUACCACACUCCAGUCAACGGCGCCAAUUACAGACGUCGCCCACCCCUUAAUCACCUCCCUUUCAUGCGCCCUUCUCCAUCCAAACGAUCCGUCCUGCGCUAGGACAUACCUCACCUCCUGGCUCCGGGCCUUCCCACGCUUCGCCCGACUCUUCGCGGUUGUCUUCGCUGUCUUCUCCCUCCCAAAGUACAAGUCAUUUUACAACUCGCCCAUUGCUUCUCUCGACCAGCUUGGCCGCUCAGUCCUCCGUACGUCAGCAUUCGCGACGGGCUCCAUUGGUACGGCCUGGGCAGCCAUCUGUUUCUUCCAAAAUUUCAUGCCUUCAAAGGCACUUCCCACCCAGCGAUUUUUCCUUGGUGGUUUCCUCGCAGGCCUGUGGAGCUUCCUGGAGAGGGAAACUGGAAGGGGUAACUUCUUGUACAUGUCACGAUUGAGCAUGGAUAGUGUGUGGAAGGUGGGUGUGAAGAGAGGAUGGUGGAAGAGCUUGAAGGGAGGGGAUGUGUGGCUAUUCGUGGCGGCGUUGGCCGUUGUGAAUGCAGUUUAUACGAAGGAUCAUGAUGCUAUUAAGGGGGGAACAGUCAGGCGUGUCCUUGCUGGCCUCCGUGGAGAGAGCGCAGCUCUAAGGGGCAUUGAGAUUGAUGCUGAUGAUGUUGAUGAGGAGGAUAAGAAAGAAAGGUGAAGGAUUGGGAUUCUGCCAUGAUAUGAGAGCUGGCUAGGGUUGCGGGGCAUUUUGGGGCGUUAUCGGCUGUGUAUAGCCCGGGGGCACUGUGCCUGUUAUGAUAGCUAGUGGUAAUUUGUAUAUACAGUAGGACCCCUGUUAUAGCGAUGUAAUUUUGACAACACUUGAAUAUCGUUAUAA
Messenger RNA from Pseudogymnoascus destructans, 1921 nucleotides. RefSeq lists its product as uncharacterized. NCBI's taxonomy places the organism in Eukaryota, Fungi, Ascomycota, Leotiomycetes, Thelebolales, Thelebolaceae. The record is from RefSeq and is a predicted model, not a curated record. Bases 107 to 1741 code for a protein of 544 amino acids. The transcript has 3 exons.